AUGGACACCUUACCGGUAGAGCUUCUGAGGCUCAUCUACACCCACUGUGAGCCCGAAUCAGUGCGAAGUUUACGAGGAGUCUCCGUGAAGUUGGCAGAUAUUGGUUACGACUACCUGCUGUCGCCGCAAUUCACAUCUGUCAGUUGGCGGAAUGAUAUUGAUCGCCUGCAUUGCAUCGCCCUCCACGAACGCCUGAGAGGAAGCAUCACGUCCAUCUGCAUUUUUCUUGGAGAUCUCAAUUUCUACGAUGCAGGCCAUAGUUUCUGGUACGACCCGUCUCAACACUUCGUGGCGCCUCCAGAAGUCCGCAAUGAGCUGAUGGGAAAUGCCCGCCGAGAGUUUGACAGAAUUGAACAAGGGCGCAUGAAGGUCGGCCCGUUCCAUUUGAGGGCUGACGACCUCAGAGAAGCCUGCUCAGCCCUGCCGAAUCUCAAAGACUUGGAAGUCUCUUUCACACGAUGCCCGCUCAAGAACCAGAUCUUGCAGGACGUCUUCGACUGGCCCAACUGCCGCCGGAAACUCGAACGGCCUGAGACGUACAGUAACCUGGAUGCCAUCAUAUCUGCCUUGCAUGGCAUCCGCUUGAAUUCAUUCAAAGUCGAUCGGCUUCCACUCGAGGUGUUCCGGUUACCGGGUCACCGUACGCAUUGGUUCACACAUGCCCAAUCGUUCGAUAGCUUGUCGACGCUCGACCUAACCCUGGAUCCAUCCGGUCUUCAGGGGCCUAGCUCCUCUUUCAAGGCCGUGAAUGGACUUGGCCGUAUGUUGCAGCUUGCCACACAGUUGCGCAAACUGAAGCUCGCGUUUCACCCCUAUACGAGCGAACAUUCCAAGUUCGCACUUUCUUUUCGAGAACUACUCUUUGGGUUCACCUACAAGCAACUGACCGACUUGGCAUUGGAAGGUGUAUCUUGUGACGAAGAUGACCUCAAGGAAUUUCUUGGGCGACACGGCGAUACGCUGCUUCGACUGCGCCUUGGAGGUCGUGGAUUAGCGAAGCCAUUCGAAGUAUCACUAGGUGGAGUUCAUCUCUGGGAAGGUACAUUCAAGUCUCUCUUCAGGGGCCUUCGUGUCAAAUUGCCAAAAUUGGAGCGACUGCACCUCGAGGGCAUCUUUGAGUGCGAACAUCAGGACCUGCCGUCGCAUGAGGCCUACAACUUCUACCCCCUGACCAACGAUGAUUGGGAAGAUGUUCCUCGUCCUCGAUGGGUCCGAACCUCUCGCAAGACUAUCAACUGCCUCCCCUUUGAGCAAUACGUUCUGUGUGGCGGGGUCUACCCCGGAAACUCUUUGAUCCAACAGAACUACUGA
Messenger RNA from Anthostomella pinea, 1311 nucleotides. The record is from the annotation of a GenBank genome assembly. Lineage: Eukaryota; Fungi; Ascomycota; Sordariomycetes; Xylariales; Xylariaceae.